AUGUCAAUAUCAUAUGAUAUAUCAAGGAUAAUUCAAAUACUGCAAAUUCCUUCUAGACUUCGUAGCAAUGAAGACAUUGCUUAUCUUAUGACUCACACAUCUAAAAUAGACUUUUUUAAAAAGAUAACUGAAGAACAAAAAUCAUCUGAAGUUCAUGAAUACUGCUGCCAAGUAAUGACAUUUGAGGAGCAUAAUCCAGAAGAUAUAAUAGUAAAUUUUGGUGAAAACGGAUCUAAUUUUUACAUUGUUCUAAAAGGGUCAGCUUCAGUCAAUAUUCCUACAAAGAAAAAGAUAGCAGUAAAUCUCAGAGAUUUAAAGAAAUAUAGACUUAAAACAUUUUUAUUAACGCUUUAUGAUGGAGAAGAUGAAGUCCCUGACCCCUCCCUUUAAAUAGGGACAAAAAAUUUUGUUCCAAUUCAAAGGGGGGUUUAAAAUAUAAAAUCUUUAUAAAAAAAAAUUAUAUAAAAUUUAUCGAAUUAGAUUAAUAAAUUUGUUUAAUAAAAUGCUAUUUACUCUUUAUCCUUUAAAAAAAAGCAGGAUAUAACUAAAUUCUCAUUAUUAGUUAAUACGCCUCUAUUAAUUGGCAUCAAACCUAUUUACACAAAAAUUAUUAUCUUUAUUGAUAAAAAAAAAAAUUUCGAAAAUUUAUCGAUCAAAGUGCUAAUUUUGUUUAAAUAAGAUAUUAUUUAUGCUCUAUUCUUUAAAAUAAACAAGAAAUAAGUAAAUUUUCAAUUUUUGUAAAGAAUUCGCAUUGAAUUAAUAUCAAAAUUUAUUUAAAUAAAAAAUAUAUUUUUAUUGAAAAAAAUAAAAAUUUUUAAACAAAAAAAAAAUUUAAAAUAUUUUAGCAAUUGAGGAUAAUAAAUUUAUUUAAUUAAGAUGCUCUUUAUGCUAUCUUCUUUAAACAAGAGCAAGAUAUAACUAAAUUUUUUAAUUUUAGUUAAGAAGAAACAUUUAACUUAUAUCAAGACUUUUUACAUAAAAAAUUAUGAUUUUUUAUAUAUAAAAUUUUUUAUUAUAAAAUUAAAUUUUGUUCAAUUUAAUGGUUAAUUUACCCAAAAAAAUGGAAAUUUUACCUAUAUUUUGUUCCAGUUUAAAGGGAGAAGUGAGAUAAAUCUUGACUUAAAAAAAAAGAAAAGAAGAGUCGGGAGAAUUUUCAAUGCGGUUGAUCUUAAUUCACUUAAUACUGCCAUGCAAGAAAAGAAAAAUGAAGACAAUGGUAAUCAGCAAUUGAAUGAAUUUUCUAAAAUAAACGAUCUAUUUAAAGACAAAAUUGAUGAAGAAAAGGAAAUAAUUCUUGGUUUUUUGUCUAACUCCCCCCCCUCCGUGAGUGAACAAAACCAUUAGAAAAAUCGCUAUUUUUUGCCCAAAAACCCACCCUCCGUGAGUGAACAAAAAUUUUUUUAAUAGAAAAUUUUUUUAUGGAAAAAAUUUUGAUAUAUAAAUAAUAAUUAGUAUAAUGAAAUCUAGAGCUAAUUCUGUUUAAUUUUAAACGAAUUGCUUUUUAAAACAUAAAUUUUAUAAAUUAAAUUAAUAUUUGCUUUCCAAUUUUUGCGAAUUUAGAUUUUUUUAAAUUUCGAAAAAAAAAAUUUUUUAUAAAAUUUAUAUAUAAAUUUUUUAAAAAAAAAAAUUGACCCCUCCGUGAGUGAACAAAAUUGUUUUGUUCACACAUGGAGGGGGGGGAAUAAGCAAAAUCCAGGAACAAGAUUUGUAGAAGUAGAAACUGAGAAGUUAAGUAAAGUUGCUAUCAUAAAUGAAGGCGGAUCCUUUGGAGAGCUAUCUUUAAUAAGUGAAAGACCUAGGGCUGCUACAAUUAUAGCAGAAGAAAAAAUAAUUUUAGGAGUCCUCUCAAAGGUAAACUUCAAAAAAAUUCUUGGAAAUCUAGCAGAAAAAAAGCUCAAUGAAAAAAUUAAAUUUCUUCAAACCUUGCCAAUGUUUUCGAAUUGAAGCAAAAUUGCUUUGUAUAAAUUAGGAUUCUAUUUUUCAAGAAUUUUAUAUAAGAAGCAUCAGUUUGUAUAUAAAGAAGGUGAUCCAGCUAACACUGUAUAUUUUGUAAAGUCAGGAGAGUAUAAGGUAAAAGUAAAUUAGAUUACAAAAAUCCAUAGUGAGCUAAAAGGGGUUGUUGAUACUUCAUCUCUUGGUUCUCAAACAAGCCGGCUAAGUAGUCAUAGCUCUGUUCUUAGACUAGGAAAAAUGAGGAAAAAAAGUAUCAAAAAGCAAUUGCAGUUAGUGAUCAAAGGAAAAAAUGAAAUGAUAGGAAUGGAAGAAGCAUUGGAGAAUUUUGAAAAAAGGAUUCACUCUUGUCAAUGCAUAUCUGAUGAAGGCGAGGUGUUUUGCAUAAGUAGAGAUGUAAUUAUCAUUUAGAAUUUGAAUAUUGGGAUAACUUAUCCUGAUACAUGAGCCCAAAUAAGAGAUAAACAUAAUGCAAAUUAUGCAUUUUAUAAACAAAGGGCCAUCCAAUUAACAAAAAUUGAAGAGGUAAAAAAAUCAUUCGAUUUUAGAUCAUUAACUCACCCCUCCAUAAGCUAAUAGCAAAAUCUUGUUCGCUUACGAGAGGGUUAAUUUUUUUUUAAAAAAUUAUAUAUAAAUUUUAUAGAAAUAAUUUGUUUUCGGAAUUUAAAUAUCCCAACUUCGCAAAAAUUGGAGAGCAAAUAUUCAUUUAAUUUGUAAAAUCUAUGUUUUAAAGCUUAAUUUGCUGCAAAUUAAAGAGAAUUAGCAAGGGAUUUCAUUAUACUAAUUAUCACUUAUAUAUCAAAAAUUUUUUCAUAAAAAUUUUUGUUAGCUCACUGAGGGUGGGUUUUUGGGCAAAAAAUAGGAAUUUUCCAAUGGUUUUAUUGCUCAUUGAGUGGGGGAGUAAGUAAAUUACCUGUUGAGCACUUGGAAAAAGAAAAAGAAGAAACUGAAAAAUUAAAAGAACCAAUUCCAAACAUUCAAGAAAAACUUAUAAAAGAUGGCCUUCCAAGCGUUUUAGAUAAACAACUUAAGCAUUCUUCAACACUAACAACCCCAAAGCAUAGAAGAUUUAGAUCAUCUCCAGGCCCAAGCCCAUGCCCAUAUCCAGGCACAGAAAGAGAAAAACCUAUAGAUUUGCCUAUCUUCAAAGAAGAUAGGCAAAUAGUUUUCUAUAAUAGAAAAAUUGACACUGGGACUCCAAUAUUUAAUAAUCUUAAAAGUCCGCAGGGUUUUAAUACUGACUCUAAAAGAAGUACUGAAACAAAUCCAUACGAAAAAUUUAUUGAUAAAAGAUUUGCUCCUCGUAAUUUUUUUAGCAAUUGUAAUUCACCAGCUUCUUCAAAUAGAAAAGCUGAUAGUGCGGAAGGAGGGCUUACUGCGAAGUUUAAAGAUUAUACAGCUAGAGUUUUGAGAAAAUACUCAGAUGAAAGAUAA
Messenger RNA from Blepharisma stoltei, 3384 nucleotides. NCBI's taxonomy places the organism in Eukaryota, Ciliophora, Heterotrichea, Heterotrichida, Blepharismidae. The record is from the annotation of a GenBank genome assembly.